This is a messenger RNA of Mytilinidion resinicola, 1129 nucleotides long. RefSeq lists its product as uncharacterized. Lineage: Eukaryota; Fungi; Ascomycota; Dothideomycetes; Mytilinidiales; Mytilinidiaceae. Bases 1 to 942 code for a protein of 313 amino acids. The record is from RefSeq and is a predicted model, not a curated record. The transcript has 4 exons.
AUGCUCAAGCAGCCCCGGACGCUUGAAGCGUGGUUCUCGGGCAGCUGGCAGCAGGGUGCCCUCUCACGGGACGGUUUCAGCAGUCCCUGGCCGGUGGGUGGUCGAUUGAGCAGAGUGGGCGGGGCUGGCGCGGCGAGGGCGCUGGUGGACGGGCGAGACGUUGGAGCGCGCCCAGGCACCGCCACCUCCAAGGUUCGCUGCACGGGAGAGCGACACGCGGAAGACGCCGCAUCGGGGUCACUGCGGAGACGACGCAUCGGGGGUCACUGCGGCGAUCCUCCUCGAGGAGUGGCAGUGUGGCAGAGUGGCAGAGUGGCAGAGGCUGCAUGGCAGGAGGUAGAGGUACUUGUAGGAGACGUCGCGUCCGGAGUUGCCCCCUUAUACGGUACCGAGAGGCGGUACUUUCCGGACUAUCCCACUUCUGCGGCUAGCGUUCGUGGCUUGCUUGGCGCGCUAGUUCGCCGGAUGCGCCUGCACGCUGUACAUUCGCCCAUCGCGCCCAUCGCCAGCACGAUACGUCACAUCGCAGGUCGCCCUGCUACAUCGCAGGCCGUCCUGCAUGCGUCUGGCCGAAUGUACUGCUACCCAAGCUCCAUUGCCCUAGUCCGGUAUUCCCAUUCCCAUCUCUCCACACAUUCUCCAGCACCCCGACAUCCCACACCGGCCAGGCCAGCCUUGAUGGCACUCACGUGGCACUCACACCGAUUCCUUAGUGUCGAUCUUGAAGCUCUCCGCCCUAUCGUCCCCCUGACUUGCAAUGCGCGCGUCCUCUUCUGCAUACUCGAGGAGUCUGGCCAGCUACACCACUAUCUUGUCCCGAUGCACGAAAAGGCCUGGUCUAUGCUCGAAGAAAACUGGUCCACUGCUUGGAUGAGCUCGCUUCUACCUGUAACGAGGCAUCUAGAGCGUACAUACAGUCAAGGUACCUUAGUUUCAAGCUAAGCUGCACCAUUACUGUCACCUGACUGAUUAUUCAAGAGAGGGCCUGAUAGUGCGUAUACAAUUCCAAUGCGGGAUGGAAGUGCCAGUUCAUCAUCCUCUACAUCAUGUUUGAGUUUUGAAAGCCUACAUGGGUACCCCAAGCGGUAGCAAACAUAUGUGUCCAGCUAGACUCUUGACAAGAUAACAU